Messenger RNA from Triticum aestivum (bread wheat), 782 nucleotides. RefSeq lists its product as uncharacterized. Gene Ontology annotation, biological process: regulation of DNA-templated transcription. The transcript has 2 exons. The coding region runs from base 298 to 717 and encodes 139 amino acids. NCBI's taxonomy places the organism in Eukaryota, Viridiplantae, Streptophyta, Magnoliopsida, Poales, Poaceae. The record is from RefSeq and is a predicted model, not a curated record.
GCUAGCUGAUUUGAAGGACGCGUAGAGAGAGAGAGAGGAGGAGGAGAAAGCGCGCGAAAGCAUGGCCGGGAAUGGGAGGAAAACUUGGAACAGAAGAGGAGAAUCUCAGCAAAGCGGAACAGUGAGGAGAGGUGUACAGCAGAGCUGCGCUUUGCCCACUGAUUAUGUCAGGCAUAGCAAAGCCGUUUGGCCAGAUCUUCCCUCCCGAUCGACUUGUUUAAUCGGCGACAUGCCGACAUCUCGGAGUAAAAUGGCGGGCCACUGCCGUUCCAUCCGACAGUGGCAUCGGCGCCGGCCAUGGAAGCGGACGAGCUGCUGAAGAAGCUAAGGGUGCUGGAGGAGGGGCAGGCCGAGCUCAAGCGGGAGGUAGGCAGGCUCAUGCCGGACCGUCCCCGCGGCGCACAGUCCACGGCCCGUCGCCGCGCGCGGCUGUCAUCGUCGUGGCAGGUCGCCGCCCGCGGCAGGUUGCCCGACAGGCACUGCCACUGGAUACUGCAGUCUCUGGGGCAGGCCGUGCACGUCAUUGCCCCCGACGGGAGGUUCCUGUACUGGAGCCGGUAUUCUGAGCAUAUGUUUGGCUAUUCUGCAUCAGAAGCAAUUGGCCAGAAUGCCGUUGAAUUAAUCGUUCAUCCCGCUGACUACGAUGCAGCAAAAAUUGUCAUCCAGAAAAUAUUUAAGGGGAAGUGUUGGAGAGGGAAGUUUGUUCUUUGUCAGUAAUUCACACGAUGCAGCAAAAAUUGUCAUCCAGAAAAUAUUUAAGAACUACUUGAGCUGUUUGUUCU